AGACAGCCGAGAGUCGAGGGCACGGCAAAUCAGCAAAGUAUGGAAGUAGAAUCCAACAAGAUCAAGGGGAGCGGUAAUAACUAUAAUUGUCAACGUCGGGUUGGGUUAAUCUACGAUGAGAGAAUGUGUAGCCAUUGCGCCCCUGAUGGCGAACCUCACCCCGAGAAUCCCAAUCGCAUCAAAGCAAUUUGGAAUAAACUCCAAAACUCUAACAUUUCUCAGAGAUGCGUGAUGUUAAAUGCCAAAGCAGUUGAGGAUAAACUUAUACAGGCUGUUCAUUCCAAGAACCAUAAUAAUUUGAUUAGGAAUAUAAGCUCAAAAGUGUAUGCUUCACGAAGAAAUAGAAUAGCAUCAAAAUUGAAUUCCAUAUAUUUCAAUGAAGGAUCAUCUGAGGCUGCUUACCUUGCUGCUGGCUCGGUUGUUGAGGCUGCAGAAAAAGUGGCCAAAGGAGAACUGGAUUCUGCUUUUGCCAUUGUUAGACCUCCUGGACAUCAUGCUGAAGAAAAUGAAGCAAUGGGAUUUUGUCUAUUUAACAAUGUUGCCAUAGCAACGAGUUUUCUCCUAAAUGAAAGGCCAGAACUUGGUAUAAAGAAAAUUUUGAUUGUUGAUUGGGAUGUUCAUCAUGGCAAUGGUACUCAAAAAACAUUCUGGCAGGAUCCUCGCGUUCUAUUCUUCUCUGUUCAUAGGCACGAGUUUGGGAGCUUUUACCCAGCUAAUGAUGAUGGGUUUUAUACUAUGAUUGGAGAAGGACCGGGUUCAGGAUAUAAUAUAAAUGUUCCUUGGGAAAAUGGAAGAUGUGGUGAUGCAGAUUAUCUGGCAGUUUGGGACCAUAUAUUGGUUCCUGUUGUGGAGGAAUUUAAUCCUGACAUGAUUAUCAUAUCUGCAGGAUUUGAUGCAGCGGUGGGUGAUCCUUUGGGUGGUUGUCGAGUAACACCAUAUGGGUACUCGGUUAUGUUGAAGAAGUUAAUGGACUUUGCACAAGGUAAGAUUGUAUUAGCAUUAGAAGGAGGGUACAAUCUCGAGUCUAUAGCAAAUUCUUCCCUGGCAUGUGUGGAAGUUUUGCUUGAAAACAAACCUAUCAGAGGAUCUUCUGAGGCCUAUCCGUUUGAGUCUACGUGGCGAGUAAUUCAAGAGGUCCGCCAGAAAUUGGGUGUUUUCUGGCCUUCACUUGCAGAUGAGUUACCAACUAAGUUGACUAAUCAAAACGCUCCCCAUCAGAUUCUAAUCUCGAGCUCCGAUUCCAAAUCUGAGGAUGAAGGGGCAAAACUUUUUGUAUCAGCUGACUUGGUUUCAGCUGUUGAAGAUGUUGUUACAUCCCUUUCAAAUCUAAAAGUUGAAGACCAAACUGCUAGCACUUUUGUCCCCUGGAGAUCUGAUGUUUCCAAGAUUGACAUUUGGUAUGCCACUUAUGGAUCUAAUAUGUCGAGGUCAAGACUCCUCUGCUAUAUUGAAGGUGGAAAGGUGGAGGGCAUGAAAAAGCCAUGUUCUGGUUCAAUGGAUGGACAUCCCCCUAAAGAGAUUCUGUGGAGAACUUUCUCUCACCGUUUAUUGUUUGGCCGAGAAUCUACACAUACUUGGGGUCCUGGAGGAAUUGCUUUCCUUCAUCCUAAACGUGACAACCAGUGCAAAACUCACAUGUGCCUAUACAGAAUUACGCUAGAGCAAUUCAAUGAUAUUCUACUCCAGGAAAAUGUUUCAAAUUAUGACAUGAGCUCUCCUUUGUUUGAUGUGGAUGCUUUGAAUUCCAUAUCUAAUAAAGGAUCCAUAUCUGUGGAAGCUGUCAAGGAGGGGUGGUACCACAAUGUCCUUUACUUGGGAAAGGAGCGCGAGAUGCCAAUUCUGACAAUGACGUGUCCUCUCUCAGUUAUUGAAAGCUUCAAAUCAGGAGAGCUGCCAUUGCGGCCUCCUUGCAAGGAAUAUGCAAACAUCUUAGUAAAAGGUCUGGUAGAAGGUAACCAGCUUACAGAAGAGGUGGCCAAGGCUUACAUAGAGGAGGCAGCUACAGAACCAUUCUGAUUGCAACCUUUCAUCCCUUGCUCAUUUUUCUAUAGAUCUCUCAAGUAAUAGUCUUGAUUGUAUGGAAUCCGGGAAAAGGCAAUUAUUGCUUCCACAGACAAUGCAGGAUCUCUGUGUCCUGAAACUUCAUUUCCUUGUAUAUUUAUCAUUUCGACUCUGUAAUGUUACUAUUAACUUGCUAGAACCUUUGCGUUCUGAAGAAAAUCAUCCAUGCGGUUUUCUUAUGUUUUAUCACUAUAUGCAGGGUUAAUUUAACAAAUCAUUUAUUAACUU
Messenger RNA from Rubroshorea leprosula, 2289 nucleotides. NCBI's taxonomy places the organism in Eukaryota, Viridiplantae, Streptophyta, Magnoliopsida, Malvales, Dipterocarpaceae. The record is from the annotation of a GenBank genome assembly.